Molecule: messenger RNA, 1287 nt
Organism: Prunus dulcis (almond)
Lineage: Eukaryota; Viridiplantae; Streptophyta; Magnoliopsida; Rosales; Rosaceae
Exons: 2
Coding region: 1-1287 (428 amino acids)
Source: RefSeq, a predicted model, not a curated record
AUGGACCCCAAUCCAUUCCCUCCACUUGCUAGAGGCAGAUGGGGAAUUAACCUUUUUGCCAACAAUGACAGGAACAGACCAGGGGCAAACUGGAGGAAUCAUCUAGAUUUCGAAGAUGAGGAAGAACAUAAGGAGGAAGUUCUGCCCAGACCACACAGAGUCGAACAAAGGAUUGAACACAACCAGCCAGAACAGGGACGAAAUCCGCAUCAUGUCAAUGCUUUGAAUGACAUAGGGGCACUUCAGAGAAUGAUUAUAGAGAUGAUGGAACCUGAGGCCAGAAGAGGAGAAAGGCCCACCUACAGAAAGCCAUAUCUAGCUUAUAUUGAUCAAAUACCUCUAUCCCCAGGUUUCAAGUGUGUAGCCAUAGAAAAUAACCUUCUGUUAAAACUAAGGCUUUUUGGAAACUCUCUCUCCAGGCAAGCUUUCACCUGGUAUACUAGCUUACCAGCCAAUUUUGUGCAAACUUGGGAGCAGAUGGAAAAUGUCUUCCAUGACUACUAUUUCAGGAUUCAGCCAGAAGUCACCAUCAGUGAUCUUGCUGCCCUCAAACAAAGUGAAGAUGAGCCUGCCCAAGACUUCCUAACUAGGUUCAGAAAGCUCAAAAUGAAAUGCCGAAUCCCUAUAGAAGAAAAGCACUUCAUUCAAAUGGCUCAAACCGCCCUUAAAAUCUCGCUGAGGAAGAGAUUUGGUGGGAUGCUGUUUGGAGAUCUGGCAGAACUGGCAGAGAAAGCAUCUAAAUACGAGGAACUGCUCAGGGAAGAACAACAGAAAAGGAACUCUUCCAAAGACACAUAUUACAAAACCCCAUCUUCUUCAGUACAUUUGGUUAAGGUAGAAUCAGAAGAAGGCACAGAAAGCUCGGAAGAAAGGGAAGUUGCAGUGGCGGAAAUGCCAAAAUUAAAACAUCCUACCAGCUGCAGAGCUUUGACAAAGCCACCAAAUGACCAGAAGCCACCGCCCUUCACAGGAGGGUUUGUUCCAAACAAUACAGCACAAAACAAAGUUUAUUCCUUCGAUUUAAACAAGGUUGAUGCUUUUGAUGAGAUGUUGCUACAGAAGGCAAUAAAGACACCCCACAAGUUGCCCAAGUUAGAGGAACUCAAGGGCAGAGAAUAUUACAGAUGGCACAACUCUUGGAACCAUUCCACCAACAGUUGUGUUGUUUUCAGAGACGUCAUACAGGAAGGAAUAACAGCAGAAAGGUUAAAACUGGCUGAGUUGGCUAGAACAGAAGAGAGGCAACAUAUCUUUUUCCCCAACCUCAAGUCAACAUGGUCAACCUAA